Molecule: messenger RNA, 1169 nt
Organism: Protopterus annectens (West African lungfish)
Lineage: Eukaryota; Metazoa; Chordata; Ceratodontiformes; Protopteridae
Product: MOB kinase activator 3B
Exons: 4
Coding region: 744-1169 (141 amino acids)
Biological process (GO): signal transduction; positive regulation of protein phosphorylation
Cellular component (GO): nucleus; cytoplasm
Molecular function (GO): protein kinase activator activity
Source: RefSeq, a predicted model, not a curated record
AAGUUAUGGCAUGCUGUCAGUUUGGAGACGCUCCCUACCACUUGACUCCUCCUAAACCUUUUGUGAAUUCACUAGAGGGCGUGACUAUCCAAUCCAAAGCCUGACAGGGGCUUGUCCGCACUGAGAGAACAGGGACUUGUUUAAGCACUCCCGUAGUACCGUUUGAUUAGGGUGCAUGAGCAUUUGUUGACAAAUUGACAGUGUAAGAGUUGGGUUGAAAACGCAAAAGGAGGUACAAACACCUUUCCUGGAAUAUAUCCGUGUCUUCAGCGGCUCUGGACAGAAGGGCGUUCUCCUGAAGUGGAACCUGGGGUCAACUUGGCAGAUAUACUGUGGGUGCCGAUGUUGAUGUGUGUAGUGAAGAUUAGGUCCGAGAUAUGUAAUGCACAAGGAAUGUUUAUAGCGGCAAUUUCCAGGUAAUUCUCUGCUGACUCAACAGCAACCAUUGUGGCCAAUUUGAGUGUGUACCUUCAUUUUAUAUCUGAAGGAGAAGUGAAGAAGAUUGUGAAAGUGGCAACAGUACAGCUAUUCUACUGAUUUGACAAGAUUUCUCAAGACUCGUAUGUUUGCUGAAGCGUGCUGUUUUUAAGAAUGAGGAAUUACAGACAACUUCACAAGCUCAAGAAUCAGUGAACCAGCAUACAGUUUUCAGGGUGAUCUGCCAAACAUUAGAACUGGAAGCACUUUUUUUGCAGACUGAUUGGGGUGCUGUUUGGCCCCGCAGUCUUCAUUCAGGUGUAAUCAUGUCCAUGGCACUGAAGCAAGUUUUCAAUAAAGAUAAAACCUUCAGACCAAAACGCAAGUUUGAGCCUGGCACACAGCGUUUUGAGCUGCACAAAAGGGCUCAGGCAUCCUUAAACUCUGGGGUGGAUCUUAGGAGUGCUGUUCAACUUCCUAACGGAGAGGACUUAAAUGACUGGGUAGCCGUCCAUGUUGUAGACUUCUUUAACAGGAUCAACCUGAUUUAUGGGACCAUCUGUGAAUUCUGCACUGAGAAAAGCUGCCCGGUGAUGUCUGGUGGACCCAAAUAUGAGUACCGAUGGCAGGAUGAUCAAAAGUACAAGAAGCCUACAGCGCUUCCAGCACCACAGUACAUGAAUCUCUUAAUGGAUUGGAUUGAAGUGCAAAUAAACAAUGAAGAUAUAUUCCCUACAUCAGUAGGUAAGUAG